Molecule: messenger RNA, 747 nt
Organism: Lindgomyces ingoldianus
Lineage: Eukaryota; Fungi; Ascomycota; Dothideomycetes; Pleosporales; Lindgomycetaceae
Exons: 7
Coding region: 1-747 (248 amino acids)
Source: RefSeq, a predicted model, not a curated record
AUGUCUGUAUUUGACGGUCAUGCCAACGCGCAGAUGGCCGAAAAACAAGUUCACGCGGUCCAGAUUGUCGGCCUCAGAAACAUCGGCAAGGGCUCUAAGCUGCCUAAGUCUCGAGGACACCGUGAACGACAGGACUACAUUCCUCCCCCUUCGUUCUGCCACGUCCGCAUCACCCGAAAUCAGGACCGACAAUGGCAUCAAAAUCCGCAAGGAAUCUCCAAGCUCAGCUUCCCGGAGAGGUUCGUCAUAUUUGCCGAAAGAUUUUUUGGAGCCUCUCCCCACAAGACUAUCCUAGAAUUAACAUCAUGUCUGGAGAUGCACCGGGACUCUGCUUAUUCCCGCCCCUGCGUCUCUUUUGAAACCUUUGUCCUGCGGGGCUUGGAAAACUUCUCUCUUCUCAUUCACCUCGCCCACCUCUUUCCAAGCCUCAUGACUGACUUGUCAUACUCUACCAGCACCUUCUAUUGCGAAAGCCGUCAUUUUCCACACGCGUAUGAAUCUAGGAUUCGCCUUGACCUCCUCUUUAAUGCUGUCGUAUGCUUAAUGUCGCUUGACAUACCGUCGUCGAACUGGAAUCUGCGGAAGCGUUUCCAAGGUCCACAUUCCCCAAAUUGGACAUCUCCGAUGAAUAUCUAUCUGGUGCAAAAAUCGGUGGAAUUCCUUGGCAACACAACGAUUUUCCCUGCGCGCGUACAAACUCACAUACAAACUGCCUCUCACGCCCGCGCAGGCGCGUCGCGCUUCUAA